Puntigrus tetrazona (Sumatra barb) is the source of this 1108-nucleotide messenger RNA. It is a transcript of the gene rnaset2l, whose product is annotated as ribonuclease T2, like. The record is from RefSeq and is a predicted model, not a curated record. Gene Ontology annotation, biological process: RNA catabolic process. Gene Ontology annotation, cellular component: extracellular region. Lineage: Eukaryota; Metazoa; Chordata; Actinopteri; Cypriniformes; Cyprinidae. Gene Ontology annotation, molecular function: ribonuclease T2 activity; RNA binding. Bases 58 to 837 code for a protein of 259 amino acids. The transcript is spliced from 10 exons.
ACCAGGGGACAGGAAACUAAGUCUGACAGUCUGUCAGCUCAGAACUGCAGAAUCAACAUGAGCUACGAUAAACCCAUCCUCUGGGCCUGCACCGCGGCUCUGCUCACCGGUUGGGUCCUCACAUAUGAUAAUGGACAUUGUUCUGGGACUGUCACAAGGCACUCAUGCAACUGGACUUGUAUGCACCUCACUCUUCAAUGGCCUGGGAGUUUCUGUAUAGGUCUGAACAACAAAACCAUUUGUAAAAUACCGCAGACUGUUCAAAACUGGACCAUCCAUGGUUUAUGGCCUAUACGUACCGGUCACUGCUGUGACUGCUGGCUGAUAUAUCAUUCGCAUCUUCAGGAAAUUGAGCCUGAACUCACUCAGCUGUGGCCAUCGUUAAUAAAAGGAAAGCACUUCUUCUUAUUCUGGAAGGAUGAAUGGAUCAAACACGGAACGUGUGCAGGCUGCGAGGAGAGCAUGGGUUCACCGCUUCUUUAUUUCCAGGCCGCAGUCAAGCUUCGGAAGUUCUUUGACAUUGAUAACAUUUUGGAAAGCUCUGGAAUUAAAACCUCUUGUGAUGUGUCAUACAAACAUGACUACAUACGUGGUGUUCUGACCCCGCUGCUGGGACAGUAUUAUGAUUUGCAGUGUGUCACGGACAGCAAGGGUCGUGAAGUGUGGAUCCAGCUGAAGAUUCAUCUCUUCAGGAACCAAACCCUUGGAUGUCCCAAACAAGAGCAGAAGUUUGAUGGAUUUUCGUGGAUUAACAGCACAGGCCAUCCCUGUCCGAACAACACCACCGUCUAUUAUGUUCCAAUUAACUACGAAAAUCCUCAUCAACCCUGUAACUAAGAGAAUCUGAAGCUAUAGGCUUUCACUGCUUCCAUGUUUGACUAUCUUUUUCCAGUGUAAAGAAAACUGUUACAUAAUUCCUGGAGCAUUUAACCUUUAUUUUCCCUCAUUAACAAACCAAUAAGAAUCAAAUAUGAAAUAUGCAAAUCACAGGGGUUAAAGGGUUUUGAAAGUCCUUUAAUGCACUCAGAAUGUACACCAACUGUUAAUGUCAUUAAAGGUUCAGGAUGUAAUGGACCAUGAUGUUGAAUAAAGUUUUGUGGUGCAGCAA